CGCUGUCCCGCGGAGGGCGGGGGAGCGAACUGUUGUGGUGCGGCGCGUUGGGCGGGCGGCGGCCGGGCGGCCCAGGGGCUGCUGCUGGGGUCGGGGGCGCAGCCGAGAGGCUGCAGGGGUGGGGCGGCCCGGACGCGCCGCGGGGCCCGGGCGCCGCGGGUUCGAGGCCGGGCCCCGCGCGAGGAGGCCGCGCCACCCCGGGGGAGCUGCCCGGUAGCGAGUUUGCCCCGCAGCCGAAAGAAGGCGGGAGCCGGCAGGGGCCUUCGAAACCCUCUGGCAUCCUGGGCCGAGAGUCCCUGGGGAGCGGCUGCUUCCCGGGACGUUGUCCCGGACGCCUCCGUUGUAGGGUAACGGUUCUGGGCCCCCGGCAGUAGGCGCCACCGGGUGACCCCCGGCGGGGCCCUGCGAGCCGCGGGAGUCGACCCCGGGGCUUCGAGUGGGAAGGAACGGGUUUCCGGAGCCGCGGAGCCGGGGGCUGAAGGAGCCGGGCCUCUCGGACGCGGGACAGGGCUGCGCCGGGUCUGGAGACCGACUCUGGGACUCGGGUGUGGGAGUCUGGGCGACCUGCCCCGCGGCGAGCGCGGCCGCGGAGUGGCCUAGAGGGGACCCUCCACCAGAGGGGCCAGCCCGGGGCGGGGAAAUGAACGGCUUCAGCACCGAGGAGGACAGCCGCGAAGGGCCCCCUGCCGCCCCCGCCGCCGCCCCGGGUUACGGCCAGAGCUGCUGCCUCAUCGAGGACGGCGAGCGCUGCGUCCGGCCCGCGGGCAACGCCUCCUUCAGCAAGAGGGUCCAGAAGAGCAUCUCGCAGAAGAAACUCAAGCUGGACAUCGACAAGAGCGUAAGGCACCUAUAUAUCUGUGAUUUCCACAAAAAUUUCAUCCAGAGUGUCCGAAAUAAAAGGAAGAGGAAGACAAGUGAUGAUGGGGGAGAUUCUCCUGAGCAUGACACUGACAUUCCUGAGGUCGAUCUGUUCCAGCUGCAGGUGAAUACUCUACGACGUUAUAAACGACACUACAAGUUGCAGACCAGACCAGGCUUCAAUAAGGCCCAGUUAGCAGAAACUGUCAGCCGACAUUUCAGGAACAUACCUGUGAAUGAAAAAGAGACCCUUGCCUACUUUAUCUACAUGGUGAAGAGUAACAAGAGUAGACUGGACCAGAAAUCAGAAGGCAGCAAGCAGCUUGAGUGAGGAUGAAGCACAUCUCAAAGGAAUGAAGUCUAAUACUUAAUACACAGGUGAUGUCUGCUACAUUUAAGCCCAUAAAGACUGUUAAAUUUUAUUGUAAAUAAAAAAGUUUGAAUGAUGAAUACUGUAAAUCUUUUUGGUCAGGAGGAUUAUAUUCUCAUUCAGCAUGUGUAUAGAAAGACUUUCAUCUAAGAUAACUUGUGGACUGAAAAAAUGGGAUCAUAAAAAGUAAAGAAAAACUAUGUAUUGCAGCAUUCAACAAAGCAUUAAGUCAGUUCUACUGGAAAUGUGGGCUAAGAAAUGUUUUAUUAGUUACCUUAUAAUACCAGGCUGCCACAGGUGAGACAUAACCCUGGGAUAGCUGCCAGGUAACAAUUGAUGGUGGAGGUGCAUGAGCAGACCAAAUCUGGACUUGCAUGCUGCCCACUGGGAACAUAGAUAUCCCACAUGCUUUGUUGCCAGCUUUGUCGUUUAUCAGCAGAUCGAUUUGACAUUGGUUACCCUCACUUGCCCUGUGCCUUGUACACAGUAGGCAUUCAAUCAGUAUUUAUAGGGUAACUGAGCUUGUAACAUCUGUUUCACACCUCUUUUCACUGAGAUCUCUGCCAUUUCUGUUGUUUGCCACUUAACUGCCAGAGUGUGGAGGAAAUCCUGAUGCACCAACAAGGAAAUUUCCAAUCAAGGAUUUCAGGACAGUUGCAGUCACAAAGCUCUAUUUUUCAAAGUUCUAGAAACACUGAUACAAAAACCCUCAGAGAAGACACAGUCCUUUGUACACCACCCCUCUAUGCAUCACUCUUUGGGGUGAAGUUAUAUAUUAUGACUUCAGCCAAGCUCUUGGGCAAUAAGUGCUUUGACAUGCAGAGAUAUUUAGUGAAUUGGGGCUAAUGUUUUCAGAAGUAUUAAUCCUUAAUUCACAACCACUACAAAAGCUGCCAAGGACCAUAUGAUUCCUGCUCAGAAGUCCAGCUGUGGGAUUAAAAACCUGGCUGGCCUUGAUUCUCUGGGCUCUGGUCAGCAGCAAAUUAUGAGUUUGAGCAACAAAGGUCAGUGUGGUCUCAUGCUCGUUUUUGUGAGCAAUCUGUCUCCCUCUUAGGGAGAAACAUUGCUAAAAUAAUUUUUUUAAGUAUUAAUAAUUACCUGAUUUUUUUUUUUUUUUUUUUCAAAAAAGUGGAUUCCUCAAUCUAAUCCCGUCAGAGCCAAAGUAUCCUGUGGAAAAAAAGCUUUAUAUCCAAAAAUACACUUUGCAAAAUUCUCUAAUCAAUGUGAUAGGGGUCAAAGGGUAUGGUGGGGGGGUGGAGAAAAAGAUUUGGAUUCUAAUUUAUGACCAUCUUGACAUAUAUUAUGGUCAAAGGUGUCAUUUUCUUACUCAGUUUCAAUUCUGAGUUAUUUUGUAAGCCUUAAAUAAUAAAAGUAUCAAUGGACAGCUAGCCUGGCAGAGCGUUUCACAGAUGGCUUAAUCUGAGCAACCUCACAGUGAGGUCAGAACAGACCAGGGUGGCAGAGUAUCUAUAAGUCUCAGUUCUGUGAAGCAGAGUACCAUGCUGUCUAUGGAAUGAGGACAGGGCUACCACUCUCACUAAAAUGCAGUGUGUUCCAUUGCAGCAAAGCUUUCACCUAUGUUCAAUGCAUGUCCAGCAGAUUGCAGUCUUUUUAAUUAAAUAUGUGUAAAUGAAUGUACAUAGAAUAUACUCUGGACUACAAGGGGAUCUUAUUUUGAUACACCUCCUGGCUGUGGAUGGCAUGUCAGGGUGCUCUGUGAGUGUUUUUAGUAGUUCAGAUGCAGUGUGUAGUUAGAAGAUAUCUCCUUAAAGCUAAAGGAUAUUGAUAUGGGCAUCAGGAAAGCUCAUCAGGUGCUGGAGUUUGGGGGCAGGUGGAGCCUGUAGGUUAAGGCAUCCUUAACCUGCCCUGUGGAAAUGUCCAUAUCUUUUUGAGAAAGAAAGUGUAUUUUUCUGAUAUUUAAACCAAAAUUGUGGCUAUGUAGGUCAUUUCACUGUUUCCUUAACAGCAAAUCUGUUUUCUCAGUUGAGAGAGACAGCAGUACAUGUCUGCACAAGAACAUGUGGUGUUAGGAUCCAUCUGUUCAAAUGUGUCUCUAAGAAUGCUUUGUUCCAAAGGAAAACCUAGAGAAACUUUCUGUCUUCACCUAGAUGCUGUGUGCACCAUCUUUCCUCUAAAGAGAAGUGCUUUUGCAAAGUGGAGGCUAUGGGUAUCUUUUCAACCUUAAAACAGGUCAAGUGAGAGAAAAGACAAAGCUAUUUUGAACUUCUGUGUUUCUCAUGUGCAGAAAUCUGUUCUUUCAUCAAACCACUAAAACCACUUGCCUUAGCCUCUUCUGCAGAUUCUGAUGGCUUUAUCUGUGGGCAAGAGACUUCUGCCUGUGAGAAAGGGGCAGGACCUCCAAAGUAACAGGGUCUGGCUUCAGGGAGCAGUGGGGUUUGGGGAGAGCAGUGUUCAUCGUGGCUACCUGCAUUUUUAUACCACCUGUCAGACUUGCACUUCUCUCCACCUGUGACGUCGCAGCAUUGCCUUCUUUGCUCUUGGUGCUCCUGGGAAAAACUGGAAUUUCAAAUCCAGAAUUGGCAUUGUCUUCUCCAUAAAGAGUAUGGUUCCUGCCUCAGUUCCAGCUUGGUAUGGUUCUUUCAUAUGCCCUGAAAGUUGUCACAUGGAAUCAUCAAUAUCCUGCCAUUCAUGUUGUUUCAUUUUAAGAUUUUUCAAAAACAAAUGGACAGACUUCUUAUUUCAAGGAGCAAACUCUUAGGUUGGCAAUAGCAUAUGAAAAAUAUCAUAGCUGAAUCUCAUGAAAGAUUGAAAACCAAAGGAUUCAAGACAAGCAUUGUAAAAUAAAGAGGAAUUUUACUUACGUGUUACAGCUGCCGAGUUGUUAGAUGUUCCUGUCUUAGCAAAAUGGUCACUGCUCCCCUUUCAGAGAACAGAUAGUAACAAUUAUUUGCAGCUGGAAUGUUGCAGCUAACCUUAGUGUUUUUGACUCUUUAUUUUGUGGGAACUUUUUUGUUAAUAUCCUGAGGGCAACUGCCAGAUGGAAGGGGGGGGGGGGAGGACUUGUUAAGAGGGUCUUGCCUGGUUGAAGUAGGCUGUCCCAGGUGUGGAUCCCAGAGUAGUUAUUCAUGGAAAUCAUCUGAAGGCUCUCAGUAAUGACAAUGACAAGAUCCAAAAGUUAGGAAAGGACCGUUAAGUCAUCCAGUCUAGUCUCGGCAUAGGUGCUGAUAUUCUGCAUCAACCAUCCCACCAAGGUUGAGCACUCUGGGCUGAAACAUCUCCAAGGACAGAGAACUCACUACCUCUUCGGGAAGCCUGUUCUAUCUUUAUACACCUCUGGCUUUUCUUGUUCUCUUUAGUUUCCUUCUUAGUUUCUGCCCCCUGGGGCCAUAUGGGACAAUUUAUUCUUCUUAGCAAAGGACCUAAUUGCUGGCACUGCUCCGGAGCAUGUUUGUCUUUUGGAAAGGAACAGCUAUGAAACAUACACUUUAGUGUCCUGACUGUCCUUAUAUCUGAGCAUUAUUAUUCCAUUGAGUUCCAUGUUGGAGAAUGUUGAGAAAACCCCAUUAGCCAAGUUAUGCUCACUUGUUCUUGCUGGGGGAAGGAGGUGGGCAGAAAGUGAUGUUGUCUGCUAAAAUAUAACCUCCAACAGACAAGGCCUUAGUUCUGUGUUUGUCCCAUAAAAACUGAUGUUCAAGCAUCACUUAGGACAAACUUUAGCUAGAAGAUUUUAAAAUAAUCUCAUUCCUUUGCAUGGAGUUUAAAGGUUCCUUGGUUUCUGAGGGCUUAUACCUCAAGAUUCCUGUAAGGACUUCAUACACUGUUUUUACUAAGAAAAUAAAGCUUAGGAACUUGGGGGUGGGGGCUGCAUGUCUUUGUAGAAGUGCCAUAUUUUCAAGUUGGAAAGUUCUUAAAAGUUGCUGUUGUCCAGUUUUAGAUACAGGGAAAUUAAAAUUCAAGAAGACGACUGAGGUCACAUGGCACUCUCAAACUAACCCUUAGUCCUCUUGACCUGUCCAGCACUCUUCUCACUUUCUGACUUGCAAGAUGACUAAUGCAGUCUAAAAUAGCACCCUCAGAUUCUUGAGACCUUAUAAUGGAGCAGAAGUUCCCAGGGCCAACCUGGCUCUCAGGGACUAUGAACCAACCUGCAGAACUCAAGGUUGAGUGAAAUGAUUAGGCCAGGUGAGUUUUGCAAAUCAAAUCUAGCCUAUAAUUUCAGACUGGAAAAGCCCUUGUGGGAGACAUAGUAUUGUCCUGGAAUUUAAUCUCUCAGGAAGUGGGCUUGGUCUGUGAUCUCUUGGUCAAACUUCUGCCUUCCAGGCAAGCCUUUAAGGUUGUAUAAAUUCAGUUGGCCCUGGCUCCUGGUCCCUGUUUCUGAGUUAGGCUGUCAAACUGAAGGACAGGUGAACUCAAGACAUGCCCUAGGAAGCAUGGUGCUUUAGGGGUGCCUUUUUAUUCCUCUCGUACUACAGACAGUUUCUAAGUUUAUGGUUAGGAAGGGUAAAGUUGGUUGGAUGUUUGGAGGUAGAAUCCAGCCUGGGGUGCAAAGUAUGAUCUGUUCUUGACAGAAAUGUCUACAUUCAUUAUUUCAUCCAGCUUGCAUCUUAAAACACAAAUACUUCAGUUGCUUUCACUUAAUGAAAACAUUUGCCAAUGACAGAGGGUUGUAUAAGAUCCCUGUUUUACAUUUCUAUUGUCUGUUAUGCUCAUCAGAGUGUAUUUGGGGUAUGGGUUUUUUUUUCCCAUUUUGUAACUGCCUUAUUGAAAAGUAAGUGCCCUUCCAUUCCAGGCCUCCUCACAUUGUACUUGUUCCCUGCCAAAUUUGGGGGAUCAUUUGUAUUUUAAUUUUGUAAUCUAUGGCUCUGUACUGUUGAAAGGCUCUCAAUUCUAUAGGGUCUCCUUAGUAUAUAAUAUGUAUGUGACUUUUCAUGUUACAAUAUCACAUAGAUGGGAUGGCCCAAUUUUCGCUCUUAAUAAACAAUUUGAAUGAGUAAGAAA
This is a messenger RNA of Nycticebus coucang (slow loris), 6187 nucleotides long. It is a transcript of the gene SAP30L, whose product is annotated as SAP30 like. The transcript is spliced from 4 exons. Gene Ontology annotation, molecular function: transcription coregulator activity; protein binding. Gene Ontology annotation, cellular component: histone deacetylase complex. Gene Ontology annotation, biological process: regulation of DNA-templated transcription. NCBI's taxonomy places the organism in Eukaryota, Metazoa, Chordata, Mammalia, Primates, Lorisidae. Bases 641 to 1189 code for a protein of 182 amino acids. The record is from RefSeq and is a predicted model, not a curated record.